Anguilla rostrata (American eel) is the source of this 4615-nucleotide messenger RNA. It is a transcript of the gene homeza, whose product is annotated as homeobox and leucine zipper encoding a. Gene Ontology annotation, biological process: regulation of transcription by RNA polymerase II. Lineage: Eukaryota; Metazoa; Chordata; Actinopteri; Anguilliformes; Anguillidae. Gene Ontology annotation, cellular component: nucleus. Gene Ontology annotation, molecular function: DNA-binding transcription factor activity, RNA polymerase II-specific; DNA binding. The record is from RefSeq and is a predicted model, not a curated record.
UUGUGCGUUACUGGAGCGUGUCGGGACUAUGCGCCUGUGCACUCCGGCACUGGCUAGUACCAGUUAUACUGCUACGCCACAAAAGACCAAGUGAAACGGGGUCGCAUUGUUAGCUGUUGACAUUGUUGUGGACCUCCACUUGAAUUAGUCUUAUUUCUUUGCCGACGGUCAAUUAAACUGAAAGCCUUUGGUUAUUUUCACUCCGUGUGUGACUGGUCUUUACAUAUGGCAACGUCAGUUCGUUAGCUAGCCAUCUAGCAUUAUUCUUGAAACGGUUUCAGUAAUCAACCCACCGAAGAAAGUAACACGCAGUAAAAGAACGCUGUUAUUCCCUUUUGUUUGUUGGCGACGCAGGCUUGUUUUGGACAACUCUCUGAACUCUAACCUUAUAUUUAUCUGGCGAAAUACUAUUUUCAGUUUAAUUUAAAUUAAGAAAGUGGCUAGCUGGCGAUGUCGAAUUUCCCAGAAAAAAAUCACUGGUUGUUGACUAGAUCACCAAGUUUUGGUUGUUUGAAAACAAGUAGCCAGCUACCCAGCAAGCUGUCCAACGGUUUAUGCUAAUCAUCAUAGCAAGCUUGCUUCGCAUUACCAGCAGAGCAGAAAAUUAGCUUACAGGUCUGCUAGUUCCACGGACACACGCUGGUUAGUUGGCUAUGAAAACGGAAUUUAAGGAAUUGUCAACACUUGUCAUGAUUUAACGAGAAUCCGAAUACCUUGUGACUUAUGGUUGGAAAAUCGCGUCAAAGCGGACGUUCUUAUAAAGCAGCUAGCUAACUGGGAUAAACACAGCAUAGAAGUCCACUAAACAGUUAGUUUGUUUACUCUGGCACAACGUUACCAGGCGAAGAUUACGGCAAGAAUUAUAAUCCUACCCAAUAACGGCAAAAAACAUAAAAACAAAUCAAAUCAUGACAUUUCAGCUGUUCGCCUAGCAAUGGGGCACUUGGAACUCAGUCGCCUUGCUAUAGCUCUGAAUUGAUUGUUUUUUGUCGCUCCAGCUGCGAACAAAUGUGGAGCAGCUGCAACAAUCCUGGUUUCCCCGCAGGCUCGCGAUAGCGCACGGACGGGCAGGUGUUUGAGGCUCGUGCGGCGCUGUCAGUAGCGCUUUCUACGCCGCGAGGGAAGCAUUGUCUGUGUUUACCGUUAACGUGCACACGCUGCCUGGAAUAAGUCUAACUGAUUUAAAUAAAUUAAAUUAAUGUCGAACUCUUAAUUAGGUAAUAAAGAGGAAGGUAGUCCUUGGCACAGAAGUUGGCUUUUUACACUGUGUGAAGCUGUUUCCGUCAUCUGAUUUUCAUACUCGCACAGGGGUUGUGUUGAACAACACUGCCUCCUGCUGGGGAAGGGGGGAAACUACUACACCAGACCCACGGACGGAGGGAGAGCGAGAGAGGUGAACGGGACUACAGAAAGGGCAGAGGGACAUCAGACCCCACCCACCCCCCCUCCCCAAAUUUCCUCUUUGUGGAACUAGGACCAAAAACGAAGACCCAGAUCAGGAAAGGGUCUGGAGUUGAGCAGCGAGCGAGGGGUGGAGGGGUGACCAGUCGGAUGGCGGCACACGCGGAGCGGGACAGGGGGGUCAGGAUGGACGUCGGCCCGCAGCCUUUCAGAGGGGAGGGGCGCAACGCCGCGCCCCGGUCUUACCGCGGGUCGCACCCCAACGCCAACGGCAAGCCGGCCCCGCCCUCCGAGCACGCCGCGGCGGCGGACGGCGGCAGCAGCACGGGCACGGGCGCCGGCGGCGAGGGGGGCGGAGCCAACGGCAACGGCGUGGCGGUCAGCUUCAGCACCAACCACAACUCGGUGGUGUGCCUGCCGCUGGUGUCAGAGGGCCUGAAGCUGGUGUGGACGCAGUCGGACCAGACGCGGCAGCUGGACUGCAUCCCCGAGCUGGUGCAGGCCUUCAACGUCUUCCCCUACCCCAGCUCCCGCGAGGUGGCCUCGCUGGCCCGCGGCUGCGCCCUGCCCCUGGACAAGGUCAAGGUCUGGUUCAUGGUGCAGCGCAUCAAGUACGGCAUCAGCUGGGCCAGCGAGGAGAUCGAGGAGACGCGCCGCAAGCUGGCGGGGGGCGCCGACCGAUUCGGGGCGGCGGCGGGGGGGGGAGCCGCCGCCGCCGAGCCGGGCCGCCGCAGCGAGGACGAAGAGCUGGACCCAGAGGAGGAGGAGGAGGAUGAAGAGGAGGAGGAGGAGGGUGGGUGGAGGGAGGAGGCCGGAGUGGCCGCCCUGCCCGCGCCCCACCCCAAGCGGCCCAAAUGCGAGCCGGCGGAGCCCCCGGCCCGCCCCCACUUCCGCUCCUCCCUCCCGCCCCCGCAGGACUCCUACUACUACCGGCCCCCGGCGGAGGCCCCGGGGCCCCUGGACUCGCCGCCCGGGGCCCCCCGCCGCGCCGGCCGCUACAAGAAGUCGAAGGCGCAGCUGGCGGUGCUGCGCUGCAGCUUCCUGCGGGAGCACUGGCCGGCGGAGGCGGAGCUGCGGCGGCUGCAGGAGGAGACGGGCCUCGGCCGCAACGACAUCCGCAAGUGGUUCAGCGACAGCCGCUACCAGCUGAGGAACGGCCGCGGCUCCGCCCCCUCCCCAGGCUCCGCCCCCUGCCCCGCCCCGCCCCCGACGCCCCCCGCGCCCGCCGGCGCGAGCCGGAACGGCCACGCCCACGCCCACGCCGCCCACCAGCUCCAGCCGCUCCCCCUCAUCGCCCGGCAACCGCAGGGCGGGGCCAGGGGAGGGGGCGGAGCCCGCGGGAGGGUCGCCCGUAGCAACGGGGCGGGAGACGCCAGCUUCUUUGAGAACUUCCUGUCCAGCAGCCUGGAGGCGGUGAAGCAGGAGCACCUGGCGGCGGCGGGGAUGCCGACGGAAGUGAAGGCGGAGGCGGAGGUGGAGGAGGAGGACGAUGAUGACGAUGAUGAAGAUGGGGUUUUAUCAUUGGAGCACUCGGCAGAGAUUGAGAUGAAGGAAGAAGAGGAAGAAGAGGAGGAGGAUGCGAGUGAGGAAGAGCAGCCUCUCCAGCUGAUAGGAAACCGUGGCGACCUGGAGGCCCAGCAGCGUCCAGCAGCAACGGCCUCUUCCCCAUCGCCCUCCCCCUCCCCCUCCCUCCCUCACAAACGCACCCUCACUGGGGCCACCCGCUCCACCAAGCCUGCCCCCGCCGCCCUUUCCAGCACCCCCUCCACCACCCCGUCCACCACCACCACAACCACCACGUCUUCCGCCGCCUCUUCCUCGUCCUCCUCUUCCUCAUCCUCUUCGUCGUCGUCCUCCUCCUCCUCCUCCUCGCCGGUGCUGACGGCGGCGGGCCGGCCGAGGAAGACGAAGGCGCAGCUGGACCUGCUGAAGCAGCACUUCCUGCGCUGCCAGUGGCCGAAGAGCGAGGACUACACGCGGCUGGUGGAGCUGACGGGGCUGCCGCGCGCCGACGUCAUCCAGUGGUUCGGCGACACGCGCUACGCGGUGAAGAACGGGCAGCUGCGCUGGGUCCGCGGCGUGCGCGACCGCUUCAUGGCCGAGCUGGCCGCGCAGCAGGGGGGCGGGGCCGGGGGCGGGGCCUCCCGGGGCGGCGGCGGGCGCAAGCGCAAGCUGCAGGAGAACGGGGGCGGCGACGCCGCCGCCGCUGCCGCCGACACCGGCCCUCUGCAGGCGUACCGGCGGCAGACCGGGGCGCUGCAGGAGAAGGACCUGGACGCCCUGUGCAGGAAGUCCCGCAUGAGCUACCAGCAGGUGCGCGACUGGUUCGCCUCGCAGGAGGGCGCCGCGUCCGACGGGGAGCUCAACGUCACCGACUGAGCCGCCGCUGGGGGGGGAGGGGCCGUGCGGAGGGGAGAGGGGGGCAGUGUCUCAGCUCCACCUCCCCUGGUUUUUGGAUUGUGUUUGGGCUUACGGCCAUCCGUGAGGAGGACAAAACGGCUCUGGUAGAGACUUCCGCGGUUUCAUGUUUGUGACGCGUGUGUGUGAGCGCGUGUGUGUGUGUGUGUGUGCGUGCGUGAGUGUACGUGUGUGUGCGUGUGUGUGUGCGCGCGCGUGUGUGAGAGGCGACACACUGCAGGCUCGUCUCAGGGCAAGGUGUCGAGUCGUACUGCUGCCCUCCCUCCCGUGCUGCAGAAACUCUGGAGCCCCCUGCUGGUGGAACUGCGGAACUGAGCUGCCCGUGUACACUGGUUUUAAAGAAUGUCUCUCUGCUUGUUUGCUGCCAUUUCCUUUUUUCGUUUUGUUGUUUUUGUGUAUAUAUAUAUAAUGUAACAUUUAGAGUUCCAAAAAUUUUGGUUUGUACUGGAGCCCAGUAUAAGUAGCACAGCAAUAACUUGUUGAAAUGUAGAGAGAUUACGAUGCUUCCCUUAGUCCUUUUAUUGUUUAUUUUUUGUUUUUUUUUAGGUACUCUAGCGUAGCUAGUGGAGAAUUAUCUGGAAGGAGAGGAGCUGAGGGUGUUAAGGCAGAGCUGAUCCAGGCUUUUCAUUACUGAGAGGAGAAGCGGCCGACUGCGUUUCCGUUCACUACGACCCUGUCUCACGCAAUGUAUUCGUUACUGUAUAGCCGUGUAGAUUUUUUUUUGUGUUGCACUUCAAAUUUGGACCUCUAUAUUUUAGAUGCCUUGUUGUUCAUUAAAUUCUUUUAUAAGCCUGAA